Molecule: messenger RNA, 1974 nt
Organism: Amorphotheca resinae ATCC 22711
Lineage: Eukaryota; Fungi; Ascomycota; Leotiomycetes; Helotiales; Amorphothecaceae
Exons: 4
Coding region: 1-1974 (657 amino acids)
Biological process (GO): cell differentiation; regulation of transcription by RNA polymerase II; anterior/posterior axis specification
Cellular component (GO): nucleus
Molecular function (GO): DNA-binding transcription factor activity; RNA polymerase II transcription regulatory region sequence-specific DNA binding
Source: RefSeq, a predicted model, not a curated record
AUGUCGAACUUCGGGCCACCGCCAACGCAGCCGGACUGGCGAGAACAGUAUUCUUCGUUUCCUCUUCCUGGGGAGACUGGUUUAGUCCAGCCUCCAUUUGAGCAACCAACAAGCUUGAAUGUAUUUGAUGGCAACCAGAGCCAGCAACAAGUCAAUGGAGCGCCCCAAUUAGAACAACGGCAUAGUCUCGGUCCUAUACGAAAAGAUCCACAACCCCCGGCUAUCAUUGAACAGCCAGAUUCUGUACCAAUUGACGGUGGUAACCAGUUAAACAAUUCAAUACGCAAUGCAUCCUUGGCCUCCAUAGAGUCAACAGCACUUUCUCUGGAUUCUCUCGGAUCGAGUCCACUCAGUUCUACAUCUGCUGCACCCCCUCAACAAGGAACAAUAGCGAACAACAAAGGAAUAGAAAGCAAUGUCGAGCCUAAAGACGAGGAGGAUGAUGAGGAGGGUGAUGAUGAAAUGGUCGAUUCAGGAGAAGGGGGUACCGCGCCGCAGACUGCGGCAGAACGUCAAGCAGAACGCAGGAAGAUGAAGCGUUUCCGCCUCACACACCAACAAACUCGAUUUUUAAUGAGCGAAUUCGCAAAACAGGCGCAUCCUGAUGCCGCACACAGAGAACGACUCUCUCGGGAAAUCCCAGGCCUAAGCCCUAGGCAAGUCCAGGUUUGGUUUCAAAACCGGCGUGCAAAAACAAAGCGUCUUACAGCGGAUGACCGGGAACGUAUAAUCAAAAUGAGGGCUGUACCAGAUGGUUUCGACAAUGUUCAGGCUUUACACUCACCUUACGGAGCCGUUCACGGCAUUGGCGCUACUAUGCAGUCGCCGGUUGAUUUUGUUCCCCAAUACACGGACCAUAUGAUGCGCCCUUUGAUAGUUGACACCAUGCGAAGGAACGAACAGGAGGAGCACAUUUCACCAACUGGUCUCAGCCCGGCAUUUGGACACGUUGGGUUCUCUCCAGGGGGACCAAUGGGCUCUUCUGACGUACAUUCUUCACCUUUGGCAUUGAAUUCAACAGAUCGCUACUACCCAAGUCACCUCUCCAACCCAAGGAGUGCUGGACCCCGGAGCUCAAACCCAUUUGAUCGACAAAAUAGCUAUCAGACUCUUUCUCAUUCUCGGCAGCAUGCUCGGCCGUUACAACCCUUACAAAUCCGAGAUACUAUGCAGAGGUCGCGAUCUGAAUCAAUCCAGUCUCCUUUAAGGUCAAGUAUGUCUUGGAAAGGAGAAACCCUAGGCUACGCUCAUUACCAAACGGGACAGCCUAGUCCGCAAUUGAGUAAACAACCACAGUCUGCCUAUCAGCCUGACCAAAGUGGUACCACUACUGUCAUUGUAAACCAGAACGACGGCAACACGUACUCAAAUGCGAAUGUUCAGGGCUCACCCACACACAUGACAUAUUCUCCAGCACAAGGUCCCUCUGCCUUGCAGCAAUCCUCACCAUCUGCAAUGUCUAGGCUCAGAAACUCCUCAUCAGAAUUCCCUUCAGGUCUUGAUCUCAGGAACCAGUAUCGAAUAUUUCCGCCUCAACAUAAUUCAUCACAUGGUGUACCGCCAACACCAAGAAGUGGGUCAUUUUCUAGCACUUUUGCUGAUGGCUAUGCCUGUACGCCAUUAACGGUGCCUGUUGGCUACUCACUACCACGAACUCCAGUCGAUGGCGGGCAAGAGUCUAGAGACGUCAACAUUCCACAGUUGGGGGCACCGAUGGCGCCACCGCAAGAUUUUCAAAAUAUUUAUACUUCGACUCUCAGUCCUGCGAGGGUACAACAAGGAGAUAGAGAUUUCGGUAAUCGAGGGCAGAAUAUCCAGGAUCCCGCAAGCCAAGGACGAGUUCAUCCAGGAGAUCAGCAACAGCAGCAAGCGCGGAAUAAUGAGGACGUAUCCUACCUACGGCCGAUUGAGUACGAGUCAGGACAAGAACGAAGAAGGAGUUUUGCAAUGCCGGGGACCUUUGAACAUCCUUAG